Messenger RNA from Cylas formicarius (sweet potato weevil), 1809 nucleotides. It is a transcript of the gene Zasp66, whose product is annotated as PDZ and LIM domain protein 3. Gene Ontology annotation, biological process: actin cytoskeleton organization; muscle structure development. Gene Ontology annotation, cellular component: adherens junction; stress fiber; Z disc. NCBI's taxonomy places the organism in Eukaryota, Metazoa, Arthropoda, Insecta, Coleoptera, Brentidae. The transcript has 8 exons. Bases 190 to 1257 code for a protein of 355 amino acids. Gene Ontology annotation, molecular function: actin binding; muscle alpha-actinin binding. The record is from RefSeq and is a predicted model, not a curated record.
CGAUACCGUUGCCGAACUACCUACGCAGCGCACUUAAUUCUUCGUUUCGCCGCCCUUAAAGGUCGCGGUUAUUCCCGGAGUUAAGUAGGCCCUGCCCGGUUAUUGACGGAUCGAGUUGGCGGGUGUUUUCCGCGUGCAGUGACGCUGUAGCGUUUGCCGCGAAUCGCGUAACUUGCGGUCGAUCGACCGAUGGGAAAAUUCCGCGAGGUAUUGCUCGAUCUACAGAGGAGUUCUCCGGCUCAGCCCUGGGGGUUCAGUUUGGUGGGCGGCGCCGACGUCAAAACUCCUCUGAUUGUCACGAAGGUCGCAUUCGGCUCGCCCACGCAGGGCGUUCUGCAACGUGGGGACGUUAUUUCGAAAAUCGGAAACUAUGACUCGAGGGACAUCCGCCACCAGGACGCCCAAACCUUGUUCAAAAACGCCGGAAAUAACAUCCGAGUGGUAGUGCAGCGAGAAGUGACUCCCAGGCACAACGCGAGCACGGGAUCUUCACGCGCCAGUUCCCAUUACAGCCCUUUGUCGGUAUCGCCCAAUCUAUCACCCAAGGGUUCCAAUUUUAGCCCGUCGGGCUAUAGUCCGGCGGGAUCCGCUCUGACGCCGGUGUACACGUCAGCGCUGACGCCAAUCGACAACAACUACUUUGAUGUCUACGAUUACGGAUCACAGAAAAAAAACCAAGAGGAAGAGGAUAUCCAUCUUACCAGACAGCCAUAUCGUACGACUCCGUUGGUGUUACCCGGCGCCAAAGUGAAAAGGGAAGCCGGUCCGACUGAGAGCUACCUACGUCAUCAUCCCAAUCCAUCAGUCAGGGCGCCUCCACACCAUUUAGAUCCGAAUCAUGUAGUCCGACAAAAGGUGGCCAAUUCGGUGUUAGACAGAAUAUCAACGGGCGAUCCGAACAAACAGCUCGUACACAAACAGUUCAACUCGCCGAUAAACUUGUACAGCGAACCCAACGUCGUCGAAACGAUCCAUAAACAGACGGGAGUCAAUCCUUCGGUCAAGCGGCAUGUCAAAUUCAACCCUGCAGAAAGCGAGACGUUCAAGGCCCUCCAGGAGGAGGAACUGGGUGGUCCCGUCCACGAGGUGGCCACUCCACCACAAAGUAAAAUUUACGCCCCUACAAAGAAACCAACCCAGGUAGUGAACCAGAAUCCUCAAUAUCUGAACGCUAUAGGAAACGAUCCGGAUGUGAUCCAGCAAAGCGGUUCCUUCAGGAGGCUGAUGAUGAGCGUUCUUCCAGGAUCCAAUUAUUAAUUUUUACGCUUUUGUCCAAAAAAGAAAACAUAAAUCCAUGGAACGACUAUAAAAAUCGCUAAUCGUUCAAAAUUUUGCGUCUUUGAAAUUUUAUGUCAACGUGAGCACGUGGAGCCAUUUAAGAGUCAGUUUUUCUUUAUGCGCGCGUAAUUUUGGAGACGUACAAUUUUCACGAAAAUUAUCUUUUUUUCCCGCGAAUUUCGCAAAUGAUGUUUUAUUACGUUACGAGAAAUUUAUGUUUUGUAGUCAUCGUUGCGUUUCUGUUCUUUAUUUAUUUUCGGGUUUCAAUGAACGAGUGUACUCUAGUCAAAAGUUGCGUCUAGUUUCGUAUCUAUAUUUUUUUAAUCCUAGUUGUUUGCGCAGUUAUUCUAAAUUACGUGUAAGUCAUAUUAUAUAUAGCCAUAGGCGUACGUAUAUCUUUCAAUUUUUGAAGUUUAACUUUAUCCUAUAUUAAACUAGUUUAUGUUAUAUAGACUUACUCAGAAAAAACUCGGGAUUGUUUACCGUAAAUAUUAUAUAUUGCAAAUAAAGAGGCACAUAUUUAUUUAAAAA